AUGCAUGUGUGCGUGCGUGUGUGUGUGUGUUUCCCCUAUGCGCUGCAGGCUCUGCCCGAGACUUUGAAGUCAAAGUGGGAUAGCCCGCAAUUUGCGCAGUACAGAGAUGCCUUCCCGGCAGAAUACAGGUCGUCUCAGGCGGCAUUCGAGGAGCACGUAAAGGACCUUGUGAGCCGUGACGUCAAGGCCUCAUACCUAAAGAGCCUACAAGGCUACCUCUGGGAGAAGGGCUACAAGUCGGGAGAGCUGAAGGCGCCCCUUUUCGAGGACGUGCCGCCGAAGUUCGCAUCAUGGCGAAAGGAUAGGCUCCGGGUCAUGAUCUACUCCUCCGGCUCAGUGCCCGCCCAGAAGCUGCUGUUCAGGCACACCAACGCGAAGCCGUCGGAUCUGACGCCUCAGAUUACGGACUUCUUCGACACAGUCAAUGCGGGACCCAAGACUGAGGCGGCCAGCUAUGAGAAGAUCGCUGGCAAGUACAAGAGGUACGCUCCGAACGAGUGGCUGUUCUUGAGCGACAACGUCAAGGAGGUCGAAGCGGCAAUCGCGGCGGGCAUGCAGAGCUACGUUGUUGAGCGACCAGGCAAUCCGGAUCUACCUAAGGACAUCCAAAAGCGGCACAAGGUCAUACGGAACUUCGAUGAGCUCGACAACAUAGGGUCGUAG
Molecule: messenger RNA, 663 nt
Organism: Phaeoacremonium minimum UCRPA7
Lineage: Eukaryota; Fungi; Ascomycota; Sordariomycetes; Togniniales; Togniniaceae
Product: putative enolase-phosphatase e1 protein
Exons: 2
Coding region: 1-663 (220 amino acids)
Molecular function (GO): acireductone synthase activity; magnesium ion binding
Source: RefSeq, a predicted model, not a curated record